GAUGCUAAAUCGGGCAACUUUCUUUUGCGAGACAGUCAUCGAGGAGCAGCGUCUUCCUUCUGAGGAGAUCUGCACGUAAAAUGUACCUUCGGAUACUCUUAGCAGUGGCGGUGGCAUCCGCCGUCGUGAGUGGUGACGAUUCUGAGGAACUGGGCAUAGGUUCCCUGGAACAAGACACCGUUCUGUACUUCUCCAAUCCAACAGCCACGGAGGGAGAAGUGGGCAUUUCUAGUAAAGAUGGCUCCCUCUAUCACAAUAAUAACCAGGCACCUCGUCACGGAAUACAAGGUCAGAUUGUUGUUGGUGGUAUUCCCAUAGGUGCUUCCAUUGGUGGGAGGCCCAUAGGUGGAAGACCCAUAGGUGGUAGACCCAUAGGAGGUGGGUAUCCAGGGCAUGGAGGAUACCCAGGACAUGGAGGAUACCCGGGACAUGGAGGAUACCCGGGACAAGGAGGAUACCCGGGGCAUGGAGGAUACCCGGGGCAAGGAGGUCAUGGGGGAUAUCCUGGGCAAGGAGGAUACCCAGGCCAUGGAGGAUACCCAGGGCAAGGAGGGUACCCUGGACAUGGGGGAUAUCCAGGACACGGAGGAUACCCAGGGUCUGGUGGAUACCCAGGACAUGGAGGCUACCCUGGACAUGGUAGCUAUCCUGGGCAUUAUCCACAUAACUCCGACCGGCGUCCAGGUUUCUGUCCAGCGAGCUUUAGACACGUGUGCGUCUCCGUAGGGCUAGGAAGUGCCUCUGGCGUCCACUGCCAUAGAGACAGCGACUGCCCCAACUAUAGAGACAAAUGCUGCUUCGACGAGUGUCUGGAGAGGAAUAUCUGCAAACCUCCAGCAUAUCAAGGCAGCUAUGAGCCCUACGGCCGCAUGAAGUUCUUGGCAGCCAUUUGUCUGCUGAUGUGCGCGCUGGUCAUGGGUGAUGAAUUCACUGACCUCGAUGAACUUACAGAGCUUACGGAACUCGUGGACACUCGCAUAUCAGAUCUGGACAGCUUUACUUUUCAUAACGCUGGAGGAGGGUUCCCAGGAAAUCAUUUACCAGGCCAAGGUUUUCCAGGGCAAGGUUUUCCAGGGCAAGGUUUCCCUGGACAAGGUUUUCCAGGGCAAGGUUUCCCUGGACAAGGAUUCCCUGGACAAGGUUUUCCAGGACAAGGCUUCCCUGGACAAGGUUUCCCUGGACAAGGUUUCCCAGGACAAGGUUUCCGGCAAGGUUUCCCUGGACAAGGUUUUCCAGGACAAGGCUUCCCUGGACAAGGUUUCCCUGGACAAGGUUUCCCAGGACAAGGUUUCCCAGGACAAGGUUUUCCUGGAGGCUCAGGCAGUUGCAAAUACUGGUGCAGGACACCACAAGGUCAGGCCUACUGCUGCGAUCAAGGAAAUAAUGGUGGUGCAUUCCCAGCAGUACGAUCCGGAUAUUGCCCUCCAGUCCGCCCUGUCUGUCCUCCCACCCGAUUUGGGGGACCACCCAUUACCUGCGCCCAUGACAACGACUGCGCCAACUUCAGCGAUAAGUGCUGCUUCGACACUUGUCUAGAGCAGCAUGUCUGCAAACCCGCUCAAGGAUUCGGUUUUGGAAAGCGCUGAAAUCUUAUUACAUGGCUACAAUGUCCCACCCUUCUUCUAAAUGGCCUUAUACUUAUGUCCAUAUUGUUUCUAAUAAUUUACAGAUGAGAAGAAUGUGCGAGUGACUGUUAUUGUUGAUAACACUCAGGUUGUUUGCUUGUUGUCGCAAGUAUUUAUUUUGCUGUUAUUCUAAGAGUAUAAUUUAUUAAAAUAAAUGAAGAGUUCUGUU
Molecule: messenger RNA, 1794 nt
Organism: Macrobrachium nipponense
Lineage: Eukaryota; Metazoa; Arthropoda; Malacostraca; Decapoda; Palaemonidae
Product: collagen alpha-1(IV) chain-like
Exons: 7
Coding region: 81-1586 (501 amino acids)
Cellular component (GO): extracellular region
Molecular function (GO): peptidase inhibitor activity
Source: RefSeq, a predicted model, not a curated record